AUGCUCAAUGACAUCAUCGCCUUUUUUGCCAUUUGCUUGAUAACCCGGCAAAUUGCUGACCCGGCGCCGCCACACGUUGGUACUCAGGUUCCGAGCGCCUACUAUGACCUGAAUCGGACCGCCGUCACGGCCUACUGGCAUAAUGUGCUGAUGAGAUCGUUGAUAAAGUCUAAACUCGAGCGAGAGAAGAAAUAUUUGAAUCGAAUUGAAGCCGCUUUGGCUGAUAUUUGUCUCAGUGAAGCCAAGACGUUGGUGGAUAGACUACGAUGUUUAGAUACUGCCAUCUCGCAAAGGAGCGCGAAAGACUUCACUUAUGAGAAUGUAUGUGACAAAAUGCCACGCGAAGCCUAUGUACGCGAAGAAAAGCCUAUUUUAAAUGAACCGGCUCCUCCCCCAAUAGCCUUCGGAACUGUAAAAUUCACGAUGAAACGCCGCUCUCGCACGAGGAAGAAGACAAAUACCUUCCGCAUCAAAAAACGCAGAAAAUCUCGACGAAGACUUGAGCUGCUCCAGAAUCGAGCGAAGCAACUUCAAAAAGAACAGAAACUUUCCAAGUUUGUGCGCUAUUUGAAGAGCUUCAAAACGGAACGAAGCUGGAGGAGAAAACGGGAGAUUACCGCCAAGCAAUUGAAGGAUAUGCCAGAAGAUUAUACAAAUUUUGGCAAGGAUAUUUAUGCUAUGAUCUUCGAAAUAGAAGAGCAUGAAAGGAAGCAUGGCCGCGGUGCCUUUGAUCUCUCAAUGACUAAAUUUCUCUUGGAAAUAUCGGGCAGCGCGAAAGCGAUUCGACAUAUUUAUGCGGAUAUGGGGCCGGAGAUUCGGCGAAUCAAGGAAGAAGUCUAUCCAGAUACUAUGGAACUCGCUGAACAUACUUUAAAUGGACUAAAAGCUAGGAGGAUGAUGGACAAUCGACAGCAAUGCGAAUUAAAACAUUACGGCUACACCCAUCUAUCCACAAAUCAAAUCCAGCUGAUUUACAACAAAAAUAACAAGUUCUCCCGGGAACUUCCGCUUAAUUUAACGGCUUGGGACGACAUGAGAUGGGAGGAUAAAGAGCAGAGACUGGAGAGAAUGCUGUGGAACAUGCUAUCCCUGGCGACUAAUCAUGAUCCGCCACCAGCGCCACAACAAGAAGCUUUCGUAACUGAGAAGCCAAUUGGCCCGGAACCGCCAAGCCCAAUUUUCCGUCGGAAACGAGAGUCUCCGGAAGAAGGACCUCCUGGGUCAACGACUCGAGUAAAUGGUAUUCUGUAUGAAGUCCUUGAGCCAUACUCAUUUGAUGUUUUAUCAGGACUCGAUGCCUACUUGGAAGCUUUGGUUUUAUCGCCCAGCGCUUUCACCGUCGAGAUUUUUCAGCCAGAAUUGUUGAUUCUUGGUCUGUUAUCACCACGAGCUUUCAAUGCUGUCAUUUUAUCACCUGGGGCCUUGAUUGCUAGAAUUCUCAGUCCUAUGGGUUUUAAAGUCGAGGUCCUCUCACCAAGAGCCCUUGGCGCAUGGGUAUUGGCUCCAGAGGGGUUUGUCGCCGAUAUUCUAACGCCAACUUUCCUUGAGCCUAGGGUUCUGUCGCCAAUUGGAGGCAUCGUUUCAGUAUUAUCACCAAAUAUCCUUGGCCCACAUAUUGGCGGUACGGAUAACCUCGGGAUUACUGUUUUGAGCCCAAAUAUUCUAUCGCCAAGAAUUGCGGGGCGCGAGCGGCUGCUUGUCGAGAUUUUAUCCCCACAUAUUCUCGGUGGAGAACAUUUGCACGCCCAUCACCGUGGCGGACAUGAACCCGAAGAGGACGAUGAUGAGCCAGCGAAGGGCGGUCACGCUUCGAUUGAGCUGAUUGAUCUGCAUGGAUUGGCUCAUGACGUCGGCCCUGACGACCCCAUUACCCUCGAAAAGAUUAUCGGUCGCGGCGAGGAAUGGGCGGAGGAAGAGGUUAUGCCAGAUGACCGGCAUCUUCUGGAGUUCCUUGGAAUCCCGCUGCCACCCUCACACGCCGAGGCCCAUCUAUCACAUUUGGCGGAAGAGGCCGAGGCAGGCCUUGGCCAUGCAGCUGUGGAAGAGCAAGCAGAGUUGGCAGCCAGGGAGGGAAAA
Molecule: messenger RNA, 2076 nt
Organism: Mesorhabditis spiculigera
Lineage: Eukaryota; Metazoa; Nematoda; Chromadorea; Rhabditida; Rhabditidae
Source: the annotation of a GenBank genome assembly